Paramacrobiotus metropolitanus is the source of this 1346-nucleotide messenger RNA. Its product is annotated as neuroguidin-like. The transcript is spliced from 5 exons. Gene Ontology annotation, cellular component: nucleolus; small-subunit processome. The coding region runs from base 152 to 1222 and encodes 356 amino acids. Gene Ontology annotation, biological process: maturation of SSU-rRNA from tricistronic rRNA transcript (SSU-rRNA, 5.8S rRNA, LSU-rRNA). The record is from RefSeq and is a predicted model, not a curated record. NCBI's taxonomy places the organism in Eukaryota, Metazoa, Tardigrada, Eutardigrada, Parachela, Macrobiotidae.
CAAAGUAUGGUUGGCACUUGGCAUUAGCCUAUGGUGGUUGAUGGAGCAUGGCUGAGCUCGAUAUUUUAAGAUUUUUUUUAUUCUGAGGGGGACCGAUUUUGUGAUGUUACCGCGUUUAAUGAAAUAAAAACUACAUAUUUUGCGAAAACGAAUGAUCGCCUUUCCGACCGCCAUGGGUUGUCACUGGGGAUUGCGCAAGCCGACAACUGUUGGUCUUCUUUGUGAUUUAUCGUCGCUCCGUAGCCCAGCCAUGAAUUUUGACGCAAGCGAAGAUGAUUCAGGCACAUUCAGCCAGAUUAUCAGUUCACUGAAGACCCAGAUUGCGGAUGCUCAGCUCGUAGUAGAUAAGCUUCGGAAAAAGACCACCACUGCUUCCUCCGCAGACGGAGACGAUUCAUCAGCGGGAAUGAGCUUCCUGGAACUGAAGAACCAUCUGAUGCUAAACUAUCUUCAGAACCUCGUACUUAUUAUGCUGAAAAAGGCCUCGGGAAUAUCCAUUGCCGACGACCCAGCUGUUGUGCGGAUUGUGGAGACACGGGCUGCUCUGGAAAAAAUGCGGCCGAUGGAAGUGAAGCUUAAAUACCACAUUGACAAACUGAUGAAAGCAGCCGUGGAUAGCCGUGCGGAUGAGUCGGAUCCGUCGCGUUAUAAACCUAAUCCAGACCAGCUCAUGAGUGCCUUUGGGGAAGCUGAAGAAGCAGCUGAAGAAACGGAUGACGAAGAGAUCGAGGAAGAAGCCGCACCGGAAACUUCGUCAAAGUCUCGUACCAGUGUUUAUGUUCCACCGAGAUUAGCGGCAGUGCCGUACAACGUGGACGAAAACCCUCGAGAUCGGGUGCAAAAGGAAGCCGAAAGAGCGAAGAAACGCGCUUUACACAGCACCAUUAUGCAGGAAUUACGACAGGAUUACUACGACGAACCGGAAGAAAUCCAUGAUCGCGAUAUCUAUCGGACGAAAGCAGAUAAAAGUGCCAAAGAGCGCGAAGAGUACGAAGAGAGGAAUAUGGUCCGGUUAAAUGUCAGCAAAAAGGAUAAAGCGCGCACGAAACGAAUGACCACGAUGGGAAGUCUAGCGCAUUUGGCGGAUUUUCAAGAUUUUCGCCCGAUGACUCGAAAUCAAGACAUGGAUGAUAUGGAGUUUGGUUCGAAGAACAAGAAAAGGAAGCAACCAUACAAGCGCAAAGGAAAAAAGACAAAGAAAGCCAAACAUUUCAAGAAGUGAUGAAAAACAGUCAUUUUUAUUGUAAUUAAGUUGUGUUGCUAUCCCGUUUGCAAAUGAGCUUGCUACACAGUACAUCCUUGUUUUUCGCUAACACAGAUGGCACUAUUAAAUAACAUUUAUUUAC